AUGACCACAGACUCGGAUUACCAAUCUCUGCACGGUGCGCGAAUCAAGGACACGACCCAGGGCGAGAGUAACGAUCACGACCAAAUUGAGGUAAUGCCACGUGGUGCGGGGCCUCAAGAACCACGCAGUCUUCCCGCGGUCUGCUUCGAGCUCCAGGCCAAGGUCGAUGCGCUUCUUUCCGAAAAGACCGAUGACCCCGUCCUGCGGAGAGUUCAGGAACAGGUCGGGGUAUCGAUGAGUGUGAUUCGAGAUGCUUUGCGCCGCUAUGGUUCCGAUCAACUCUCACUGUCGUACAACGGCGGCAAAGAUUGUCUCGUCCUCCUCGUAUUGAUCCUCGCCUGUUUGCCCCAAUCCCUCUCCCGGCCACAGUCCUCCCCGGAGUCACAUCUCGCUCCGAUAAUUGACCGUGCAUCGCCCGCGGGGCCCCAGAGAACGCCGGCAUCACAUGCCGAAUCUCCAUCCCAACACCUCCAAGCGAUAUAUAUUGUUUCCUCCGACCCGUUCGCCGAAGUUGAGGACUUUGUGGCGGAAUCUGCCAAGCAGUACCACCUGGAUCUUAAGCGUUAUGCGCUCCCCAUGCGACCGGCGCUUGAGGCAUACUUGCACGAGUGUCCCGGCGUCAAGGCGAUCUUCCUCGGCACCCGGCGGACAGAUCCGCACGGCGAGUUCCUGACACAUUUCGACCCGACUGACGCAGGGUGGCCGCAGUUCAUGCGUAUUCACCCCGUCAUUGACUGGCACUACGUUGAUAUCUGGGCUUUCAUUAGGCACCUCCAGAUACCGUUUUGUGAGCUGUACAACCGAGGCUUCACCUCUCUCGGUGGCGUCACAAACACACGGCCUAACCCGGCCCUGGCGGUGAGUGGGGAUACGUCGACGUUCCGGCCAGCGUACGAGCUCAGGGAUGACGACGAGGAGCGCCUCGGCCGAGAUUAA
Molecule: messenger RNA, 936 nt
Organism: Dichotomopilus funicola
Lineage: Eukaryota; Fungi; Ascomycota; Sordariomycetes; Sordariales; Chaetomiaceae
Exons: 3
Coding region: 1-936 (311 amino acids)
Biological process (GO): FAD biosynthetic process
Molecular function (GO): FMN adenylyltransferase activity
Source: RefSeq, a predicted model, not a curated record